Dendronephthya gigantea is the source of this 1647-nucleotide messenger RNA. Its product is annotated as protein mono-ADP-ribosyltransferase PARP14-like. The transcript is spliced from 5 exons. The record is from RefSeq and is a predicted model, not a curated record. Gene Ontology annotation, cellular component: nucleus; cytoplasm. Bases 1 to 1647 code for a protein of 548 amino acids. Lineage: Eukaryota; Metazoa; Cnidaria; Anthozoa; Malacalcyonacea; Nephtheidae. Gene Ontology annotation, molecular function: transcription corepressor activity. Gene Ontology annotation, biological process: negative regulation of gene expression.
AUGGCAAUUGAGAGCAUCGAAAGAAAACAUCGAUGUGGGAUUGCAGUCACACUCAACGAUCAGCCAGGAAGACACAGUUCAUUCCAAUUACAAAAUGCAAGCACUGUUAGUAUCAAGGAGGACAGAAAGCGUACAAUGCAAUGUCGAUACACCUUCCCAAAUGGUAAGAUCAUUGAGGUACAUCAAGGUGACAUCCUCGACCAUGCCGUAGACUACUUGGUGAACUCUGCGAACGACGAGCUCAAGCACUCUGGCGGACUUGCCGGGGCGAUAGUUGAAAAAGGAGGGCGUAAAAUCCAGGAGGACAGUUAUCGUGCCUUAAAUGAUAUGGGAACGGCAAAACUUUUACCUGGAAAAGUUGUCCCUACUGACGGAGGGAAAUUGAUGUGUAAAGAAAUACUUCAUGUAGUGGUGCCAACGUACAGUCCGUCUAGUGCUCAUGAUGAGGUCGAAACAAGGAGAGGGAAGUAUUUAAGACAUUGUUGUACUAAUGUCUUGGAGAAGGCCACUAAUGGUCAGACUAUUGCAAUUCCAGCGCUCGGCACAGGAGUCUGCAGGACACCCCACGAUAUCAGCGCAAAAAGUUUGGUAACAGCGACUUGUGAAUUCUUACAAGAAAAACCUUUCCACAGUUUACAACAAGUUCAUUUUGUCGAUAAUGAUCCCUUGGCAAUAGAGGCAUUAAUGAAAGAAAUAGCGAGAAGGUUUAGAAAUGACUCAAACUUACAUAUCAAUGAGCCGGUUCGAGAUAGAUGGAGACCGCUGCUAGGCGCAACUAGUGGAGUUUCGCUACCGUAUACCCCCACAGCAAGUGAUGGUUUGACAUUUAAAACUCCCGCGGGAAUGGUAAUACGUCUAAUUGUUGGAAACAUUGCAAAAUCCACGACCGAUGUUAUUGUGAACACGGUUGGAAGUGAUCUGAACCUUAGGAAGAAUCCUUGCUCAAAAGCAAUUCUUGAUGCAGCUGGAAGCGUAAUGAAAAUUUUUUGCGAGAAAUGGAUAAAAGAAAAGGGCCAGGUUAACGAAGGAGACUUUGCAAUCACAGAUGGCGCCAAGUUGAAAUGUAAGAAAGUCUUUCAUGUUUCAUGCCCCAGGUGGACAACUGAUCAAGGAGAGAAGAAACUCCGUGAGGUUGUGCGAAAACUGUUAUGCAAAACCGAAGCUCUCUCGCUCACCUCCAUCUCAAUCCCUGCUCUCGGUACCGGGAUUCUCGGAUUCUCGGAAAAAUUGGUCGCAAAAAUCUUGUUUGAAGAGGCCAUGAAAUUCAGUUCAAAUGACAAGCCUUCCUCAAAAGUCAAAAUGUUUAACGUAGUCGUUUACAAGGGAAAUUCGAAGGCUGUUAGUGCAUUCAAAGAACAAUUUCAAGUUUAUUCACCAACUGCCGAUGCAAAUACACGAAAAACAAAACGAUGUUCGGAGAGUGAUGCAGGAGGGCAAGUUGGAACGGCGGUUUAUAAAGAGGCUGGUGAAGCUUUAAGACAAGAAUACAUUGGAUUGAGCAGGAUUUAUCCUGGAGCGGUAGUCAUGACAAUGGCAGGAAAUUUGAAGGUUCGCAGAUUGCUUCACAUGGUUAUAAAUGUGCGCGCUCUUGAAACCGACAAAUUCAUGAUUCAAAACGUGGUGACAAAAGUGUUUAAUCGACGCUGA